CUAUGUCCAAUGUUGUUGGUGUUAUGUAAGUCGGCUGCAGCGAGAGUAGCAACGUGCAACGCGCUCUCAGUUUCGCCUUCACCGCUGACCACGAUGGACAUCCUGCUAAGGCUGAUGACCGGCUCCAUCGUCGCGAUAUUCACGUUCGUGCGGUACAUGAAAAUCAUCCUGUUCUUCUACAGAAAGUACACAAAGGUAUCACCAAUCACCAACAACGUGCUGAAGAUCAGUGCCUCUAAAGUGGCGGAGAAGAUCAGGAAUCGAGAGAUCAAAAGCUAUGAUUUAGUUAACGCGUACAUUCAGAGAGUCAAAGAAGUUAACCCUACGAUUAAUUGCGUCGCUGAGGAUAGGUUCGAGGCGGCUUUGCAAGAUGCAAAGAAAGUAGAUCUUAUGUUGGACGAUGAUAACGUGGAUCUGGAUGAGCUGAGGAGAACGAAACCUCUUCUGGGGCUUCCGAUCACCAUCAAAGAAAAUUUACCUGUUCAAGGCUUGAGUUCGACUUUGUGCUCGAAGAUUCGUAUCGGAUUCAAAGCAGAGGAAGACUGCGAUGUUGUGGUUAAGGUUAAAGCGGCAGGUGCCAUACCGAUUUUGGUAUCGACAACACCUGAGUUCUGCAUGUGCAUGGAGACAUACAGCAAAGUCUUCGGUAUUUCCAAUAACCCUUACAACACGAUGCGCACCACCGGAGGUUCUUCUGGAGGCGAGGGAGCUUUGUUAGCAAGUGGAGCUUCACUAAUCGGAGUUGGAUCGGAUUUGGCUGGUUCCAUUCGCUUCCCGUCUGCAUUUAAUGGCAUUUUCGGUCAUAAACCAACUCACGGUUACAUUCCUACCAAUGGAUCUUUACCUGAAUCUGAUAACGAGGAGUUUAACAGGUACCUGGCAAUUGGUCCAAUGGUGCGUUACCCAGAAGAUCUCAGAUUGAUGAUGAACGUUUUAGGUGAAAACAUGGGUAGUCUCAAAUUGAAUGAAAAGGUAGAUUUAAGUAAAAUUCGCGUUUUCUUCAUGGAAGAUUGCAAGACGAACUUUGGUCUGGUGAAAGUACAAAGGGAAAUUAAGCAGGCGAUUCGCGAUUCCGUCCGACAUCUUAAGGAUAAAUGUCAAGCAGAGAUCAGCGACAAGAAGUUCCAGAAUUUGGGAUUAUCCCCGGAAAUGUGCUCAGCUGCAUCCAGUACUCUGGAAUACGUGUCUCCUCUCAGAGCCGGAACCGAAAAAUUCUGGGCCGUUCCACAACUUCUGAUCAAUGCGUUCAGCCUGUCCCGUUUCUGCGAAUACACUAUGGUCCAUGAUAUUCUCGACACUGUCACCAAGUGGACGCCAAAACGCAAAGUCAAGAAGUACUUCAAAGUUAUCGAUGAGCUCAGAGAAGAAAUGGCCGAAAGUUUACGAGAUAACGGUGUGUUUUUGUAUCCGGUUUAUCCGACAACCGCCCAAAGACACAAGGAAUGGAUGCUGGGAUACGCUUCCAUCUAUUACGCAUUUAUUGUCAACAUCUUGGGUUUCCCAUCCACCACAGUUCCAAUAGGUUGCGACAGGAAAGGACUUCCAGUGGCUAUACAAGUAAUUGCCAACAUGAAUCAAGAUAGGCUUUGCCUUGCUGUUGCUGAGGAACUUGGAGAAGCCUUCGGUGGAUGGAUUCCUCCUUCAAAUUAAUAAUUAAGACUGACUCACAUUUAAAGAAAAGAUGGUCCAGUGCAAAUAGUUUUUUUUUUUUAAUUUUGAUAAGAGGGUUAUCAAUAUUUUAUAAUUACUUCAAUUCCGUGUUUAACAGUAAUAAUCUAUAUGUUAAUAUUUUGUAAUUUAAUAAAGAACAAUUUAUUU
This is a messenger RNA of Nicrophorus vespilloides, 1818 nucleotides long. Its product is annotated as fatty-acid amide hydrolase 2-B-like. The transcript is spliced from 8 exons. Bases 10 to 1650 code for a protein of 546 amino acids. Lineage: Eukaryota; Metazoa; Arthropoda; Insecta; Coleoptera; Silphidae. The record is from RefSeq and is a predicted model, not a curated record.